Messenger RNA from Neocloeon triangulifer, 2392 nucleotides. RefSeq names its product thioredoxin reductase 1, cytoplasmic-like. Lineage: Eukaryota; Metazoa; Arthropoda; Insecta; Ephemeroptera; Baetidae. The coding region runs from base 178 to 2028 and encodes 616 amino acids. The transcript has 12 exons. The record is from RefSeq and is a predicted model, not a curated record. Gene Ontology annotation, molecular function: flavin adenine dinucleotide binding; thioredoxin-disulfide reductase (NADPH) activity; glutathione-disulfide reductase (NADPH) activity. Gene Ontology annotation, biological process: glutathione metabolic process; cellular response to oxidative stress; cell redox homeostasis. Gene Ontology annotation, cellular component: cytosol; mitochondrion.
GCGCGCAGGAGGUUGCGGCUGCCGAAAUUGCAUUGAUUUUCGACUAAUUAGGCCGGAAAUUUGCAUACGAGUCGCUGAAAUCUACGGUCCCGACGAGCUUUCGGCGAUAUUGACAAGCACUAUUUUUGCCGAAUUCUGCACCUUUUCUCUUGAAACUGAGUUUUUGAGAUGUUCUGAAUGAGGUGGAUUGGAUUCUCUGCCAGACUUUUGCGGUCGUACUGCUCUGCACAGAAGGUGACAAGAUAUUCAACCAUGGCUCCAAUCAUCGACAAGGUGGACAGUCUGAUCCAGUCCAACCGGAUCAUGAUCUUCAGCAAGAGCUAUUGUCCGUUUUGCAACAAGGUCAAGUCUUUGUUUGAAAGUCACAAUGAAAUUUUCAACGCCAUUGAGCUGGACUUAAUGGGAGCUGAAGGUGAAUCAAUCCAAGAGGCCUUGAUUGCAAAAACCAAUCAGAAAACGGUGCCUAAUGUUUUUGUCAAUGGCCACCAUGUCGGUGGCUGUGAUGCAACCGUGAUUGCCAGCAAGGAAGGCAAGCUCAAGGAGUUGCUCGAAGGUGGCCCGAAGGAGUACGAUUACGACUUAGCCAUUAUUGGAGGUGGCUCAGGCGGGAUUGCAGCCUCCAAGGAAGCCGCAGCCUUAGGAAAGAAAGUUGUGGUGUUCGACUUUGUCAAACCAACGCCAGUCGGUACAACUUGGGGUUUGGGAGGUACCUGUGUCAAUGUCGGGUGCAUUCCUAAAAAGCUCAUGCACAAGGCUGCACUCUUUGGAGAGGACUUCAACGAUGCACCCUACUUUGGUUGGGAGAUGCCUGAAAAAGUGAAUCACAAUUGGAACAAAAUGGUCGAGGAAAUCCAGAUGUACUUAAAAUCCCUGAACUUUGGUUAUCGAACUACUUUGAGAGAAAAGGGCAUCACUUAUGUGAAUGCUUAUGCCACUUUCAAGGAGCCAAACAAAAUAGAGGCCUUUGACAAGAAAAGCAAGGCCACGGAAGUGACGGCCCGGAACUUUAUUGUAGCCGUUGGUGGUCGGCCCCGCUACCCGAACAUCCCUGGUGCCAUCGAGUAUGGAAUCACCUCUGACGACCUUUUCUCCUUGCCUUACUGCCCUGGCAAAACUCUCCUUGUUGGUGCCUCUUACAUUGCUCUUGAGUGUGCCGGAUUUUUGCGUGGAGUUGGUCUCGACGUCACAGUCAUGGUGCGCUCCAUUUUCCUGCGAGGCUUUGACCAGCAGAUGGCCGAGCUGAUCGGCCAGCAAAUGGAAAGUCACGGAACCAAGUUUGUUAGGGGUUGUGUCCCAGUCAGCGUGGAGAAAAUCCAGGAUGGCACACCUGGUCUUCUCAAGGUUACAGGAAAAUUGAAUGAUGGCUCUGAGUAUGUUGAUGAGUUCAACACUGUCAUUUUUGCAAUUGGUCGCGACGCUUGCACACCGUCGCUGAAUCUUGACCAGUUCGGAGUCAAGUUCAACCCGAGCAACGGUAAAAUUAUUGCGGACGAGAGGGAGAAAUCAACUGUUGACCACAUUCAUGCCAUUGGUGAUGUUAUCGACGGGAAACUUGAGCUCACACCUGUUGCGAUUCAGGCUGGAAAACUCCUCGUUAGGCGUUUGUACACAACAAGUGAGGUUCUGACUGACUACGUUAACGUCCCUACUACCGUUUUUACUCCACUGGAGUACGGAUGUGUCGGUUUGUCAGAAGAAGAUGCCUUGGCCAAAUACGGGCCUGAAAAUAUUGAGGUUUAUCACACUCACUUCCAGCCGCUCGAAUACACCUUAUCGAAGAGAGAUGAAUUUAAGUCAUACGGAAAGCUUGUUUGUGUCAAAAAUGAAAAAAAUCGGGUUGUUGGUUUCCACGUUCUUGGACCGAAUGCAGGCGAAAUCACCCAAGGCUACGCCCUGGGCAUCAAAUUGGGCGCCACUAAAGCUGAUUUCGCAAACCUGAUCGGAAUCCAUCCCACUUGUGCAGAGAACUUCACCACCAUGGACAUCAGCAAGGCAUCAGGCCUCAGCGUGGCGAAGAAAUCCUGCUGAGGUUAGAGCAGCUGCCUGUAGGACUUUUUAAGUCCACGGCAGCCGUUUGGAAUCUCCAGGCCUCACUUUGAGUUCAACAUGAACUCUGUAUGACGAUUAGGCUCCAAACCUCUGUUGUGAGGCGGGUCUAGUCCGAGAUCGAGGAUCUGGGGAGUUCCCCUACUGUAUGUUUACUCCAGCACUACUUCUUUUACUCGAGGUUAUUGCGUUAUUAUAAACAGCUGUUAUUGGCGAUAGUGCCUUUUCAAGUAAGUGUCUCACUCACUUUGAUAUUUUUUUACUCUGCCUUUUAUUGUUCUACUAGUAUUUGCUCGCACAUGGUUCAAAAUAAAUGCAGUAACAUAUGAAAAAACACCUCUUUUCU